AUGGAAAAACUUGGGUCAGCUGAUAUCAGGCUAGGAGAGAGAGAGUCACAGAGAUGUGUUGUUGCUAGCAGGAAUGCCCAAAGUUGGGGUAUUGAUCAACUAAUAGUGAGUAGAGGAAUACUUGACUCUGGUUUAUGCAGUUUACCAAGCAAAAAUAUUCUCUGGAAAACUGUUGGUCUAUCUCCAGACUCUCAAAGAAGACACAAUGAAGAUUGUUGGAAAGGAACCAGAAGUUUCGACAAUUGCAAUAAAAAGAGACUUUUAAGUUUUUGUUAUUGGUGGCAUUUCUAUCCUAAUGAUGGCAUUCAGGCAUUAGACAAUAAAUACAGGGAAAUUAUGAAAGAAUUGGAAACUUCAGAAGAACCUGAACUUGUGACAAGUCUCUAAAUUUCUUGGAAAUUAAAAUCUACCAUAACCUAAAAAGACUUUUUGUAUUGAAACAUGGAAAAAAUAACAUUUGAACCUUUGGUU
This is a messenger RNA of Eurytemora carolleeae, 471 nucleotides long. RefSeq lists its product as uncharacterized. Bases 1 to 387 code for a protein of 128 amino acids. The record is from RefSeq and is a predicted model, not a curated record. Lineage: Eukaryota; Metazoa; Arthropoda; Copepoda; Calanoida; Temoridae. The transcript has 6 exons.